AUGUCAGCAGAUCAUUCCAGGGACCCUUGUCCUAUAGUUAUUUUAAAUGAUUUUGGUGGUGCAUUCGCAAUGGGUGUGAUUGGUGGUUGUGUAUGGCACGGUAUAAAAGGUUUCAGAAAUUCACCUCUAGGGGAACGUGGAUCUGGUGCUAUGAGUGCUAUUAAGGCCAGAGCUCCUGUUGUUGGUGGUAAUUUCGGUGUUUGGGGUGGUCUUUUUUCUACUUUUGACUGUGCGGUAAAGGCAGUUAGGAAAAGAGAAGACCCAUGGAACGCUAUCAUAGCUGGUUUCUUCACUGGUGGUGCACUAGCAAUUAGAGGUGGUUGGAGACACACCAGAAACAGUGCAAUCACAUGUGCGGCUUUGCUUGGUGUCUUCGAAGGUGUCGGUUUAAUGUUCCAAAGAUAUGCAGCUUGGCAGGCUAAGCCAGUGGCGCCACCGUUACCAGACCAGCAACCAAUGCAAGCUUAA
Messenger RNA from Eremothecium sinecaudum, 468 nucleotides. It is a transcript of the gene TIM17, whose product is annotated as protein transporter TIM17. The record is from RefSeq and is a predicted model, not a curated record. Gene Ontology annotation, biological process: protein import into mitochondrial matrix. Lineage: Eukaryota; Fungi; Ascomycota; Saccharomycetes; Saccharomycetales; Saccharomycetaceae. Gene Ontology annotation, molecular function: transmembrane protein transporter activity. The coding region runs from base 1 to 468 and encodes 155 amino acids. Gene Ontology annotation, cellular component: TIM23 mitochondrial import inner membrane translocase complex; mitochondrial inner membrane. The transcript has a single exon.